CAUUUUGUGCAUCGGUCAUUGCACAAAUUCCAGAAUGGCCUGUUAUUUCUCCACAACAGCCUGCACCUGAGAAUAAUAAUAUUCCACAAUGGCCAACUAAUCCGCAACAACCUGCACCUGAGAAUAAUAAUAUUCCACAGUGGCCAACAAAUCCGCAAGCACCUCAACAACCAGAAAACGUUCCACAACAACCUCAGCAACCAGGAAAUAUUCCACAAUGGCCAACAAACCCACAACCACCUCAACAACCAAAUAACAUUCCACAAUGGCCAACCAAUCCACAACCACCUCAACAACCAGAUAACAUUCCACAAUGGCCAACCAAUCCACAACCACCUCAACCAGAUAACAUUCCACAAUGGCCAACCAACCCACAACCACCUCAACAACCAGAUAACAUUCCACAAUGGCCUCAACCACCACCUCAACAACCAGAUAACCCACAAUGGCCUCAACCACCACCUCAACAACCAGAUAACCCACAAUGGCCUCAACCACCACCUCAACAACCAGAUAACCCACAGUGGCCACAACCACCUCAACAACCGGAUAAUGGAAUUCCUAUAUUACCUGAUCAACCUCAACCACCUCCACAAUGGCCACAACCACCUCAACAACCAGAUAAUAGGAUUCCCAUUUUACCUGAAGAACCUCAACAACCCGAGCGACCCCCACAACCUCCCCGUCCUCCAGUAUGGCCACAAUGGCCACCACCUCAACCUGAACACCCACAACCGCCACAAUGGAAUCCUGAUGCACCAAUAUGGCGACCGGAAGAACGUGCAGCACGAGACCCACGUUGUCCUGCUUUAGACCCAAGAAUCCCAACUGUUUUCCCUCAUGAUUUCAAUUGCAGUUUCUUCUACCAAUGCCGUAACGGAUUAAGAUAUACUUUCCAAUGCCCAGGAAACUUGAUGUUUGAUAGGAAUAUUGAAGAAGAUAAAACGGCUUUCCAUACUUGUGUAGAUGAAUUGAAAAGCAAAUUUUUAUUUGUUGUAAUAUUGAAAGUUGCCGUAAAAUCUGAGUUUCUGAAGCAGACAGAUUUUCCUUUGGAAGGUUGGACGAAGAAGUUUGAGUUUUUGAAGAAGGAAGAAGAUUUGGUUAAGCCGCCACUAGCAGAGAAAAGCGGGCAAAUCUGA
This is a messenger RNA of Clunio marinus, 1139 nucleotides long. The record is from the annotation of a GenBank genome assembly. Lineage: Eukaryota; Metazoa; Arthropoda; Insecta; Diptera; Chironomidae.